Monomorium pharaonis (pharaoh ant) is the source of this 1719-nucleotide messenger RNA. RefSeq lists its product as uncharacterized. The record is from RefSeq and is a predicted model, not a curated record. The coding region runs from base 1168 to 1689 and encodes 173 amino acids. The transcript has a single exon. NCBI's taxonomy places the organism in Eukaryota, Metazoa, Arthropoda, Insecta, Hymenoptera, Formicidae.
AUUUCCGUACGAGUACGUGGAUUGCGUGGACAAGCUGCAGGACAUAUGUUUACCGCCGCGCGAAUUAUUUUUCAGUUCCCUGACCGGUGAUACUGUAUCCGAGAGCGAUUACGCGCACGCCGAGAAUGUCUGGAAGCGAUUCUCCAUUCGAAAAUUGGGUGAAUAUAGUGAUCUAUAUUUGAAAACAGAUGUUUUAUUAUUAGCUGAUAUUUUUGAAAAUUUCCGCGAUAAAUGCUUAGAAAGUUAUGGCCUCGAUCCCGCACAUUAUUACACUCUCCCCGGAUACACGUGGGAUGCUAUGUUAAAAUACACCAACAUCACUUUAGAACUGCUUACUGACAUUGACAUGGUAAUGUUUAUAGAACGCGGUAUACGCGGUAGCCUCAGUCAAUGUUCAGGCAGACAUGCGCGAGCCAAUAACAAGUACAUGCAGACGUACGACCCAUUGAAACCAUCCUCAUAUCUUAUGUACUUUGACGUCAAUAAUUUGUACGGAUGAGCAAUGUGUCAACCGUUGCCCUAUGGAGAAUUUCAAUGGGUCAAAGAUGUCUCAAAUUUUGACGUGUGUGCGAUCGCUCCUGAUUCACCAACGGGAUACAUUCUCGAAGUUGAUCUCGAGUAUCCCCGAGACCUUCACGAUGAGCACACUGACCUACCUUUCUGCCCGACACGCGAUAAACCGCCAGGCAAGUGUGAAUAUAAACUUUUAGCGACCUUGUAUGAUAAGAAACGUUACGUCAUCCACUACCGCAACCUGCAGCAGUGCACGCGUCACGGUCUUCAUAUCGCGAAGAUACACCGUGUGUUAAAAUUCGCACAAUCUCCAUGGCUCUGUAAGUACAUAGAGUUAAACACACAAUUCCGAACCAUCGCUAAAAAUGAUUUCGAAAAAAAUUUGUAUAAAUUAAUGAAUAAUGCGGUGUUUGGUAAAACCAUGGAGAAUGUGCGCAAUCAUGUUGACGUUAAAUUGUUGACGACAUGGGCGGGGCGGUAUGGUGUGGAGACAAUGAUCGCGAAACCAAAUUUUCAUAGUCGAAGUAUUUUUGCGGAAAAUUUAAUCACCGUUGAACUUAAAAAACUCGAGGUAAAGUUAUAUAAGCCGAUUUACGUAGGCAUGUGUAUCCUAGAUAUUUCUAAGACGUGUCUAUAUGAUUUCACCACGAGUACAUGCUACCUUUAUAUCGUGACAAAUGUAGAGUCAUGUACACCGACACUGACAGUCUCAUAUACCUCGUCGAGUGUGAGGAUAUUUACGAGACGAUGAAACGCGAUAUCGCUAGGUUUGACACGAGCGAUUAUCCAGUCGACAACGCGUACGGUAUGCCUCUUGAGAAUAAAAAAGUUCCGGGUCUAAUGAAAGAUGAGAACAAUGGUAUAAUAAUGACCGAGUUCGUUGGACUUAGAGCAAAGAUGUAUGCGUUGAAGGUGGAUGGAAAGAAGGAUACGAAAAAGGCGAAAGGUGUCAAGAAUAGUGUAGUAGCGCGAACCAUAACGUUUGAUGAUUACACCCAGUGUUUGAGAGAUGAGAUUGAGAUGACGCGCCGCCAAUCAUGCAUAAGAUCCAAGAUGCAUGAAGUAUAUACGGUGUCCGAAACGAAAAUUGCUUUGAGUCCGUACGACGAUAAGAGAUACCUUGUACCCGAUUCAGUUGAAACGUUACCGUGGGGGCAUUAUCGAAUAUCGCUAUAAUAUUUUAUAUUUUAUAUACACAUUUUAUAA